AUGAAGCAGGGCCUCGCCACUGCUGUUCUUGCAGCUCUUCCUUUGGCUGCCCGUGCCCAAGGCACCACUCCUCCUAAGCUCACCGCAGCCUGUAACGAUGUCGCUAUCUUCAUGGCACGCGGCAAUGACGCACCUUACAGCGAUGGCCGUACCUCAGAUUUCAGAGAUACCGUCUGCGCAAAAUUCGAGGCUCAAGGAAACUCUUGCGAUUACAUGGAUCUCGUCUUCGAUGCCACUCUCGGCGUGGAGUUCUGCCCUACUAUCCAGGACGGUGCCGUCAACGGGGUCAGGCAAAUCACCGAGUACAACGCCCAGUGCCCGGAUACUUUAAUCGUCGUCAACGGUUACUCGCAAGGUGCUAUGGUUGCCGGAGCUACUCUGAGUGGCGGAGGCGCCGAUGCCUGCGACGUUGACACCAAGACCACCGGCCUCGAUGCCAACUCUCAAGCUGGUCAGGCAGUCAAGGCAGCCCUUCUCUGGGGUGAUGUCAAGCACACUGCAAACCAGGUCUACAACGUCCUCGACGGAGCAGACAAGCAAGCUUGGGGCCGUACCGGCUCUAACCUUGAGCGUUUGAACACUUACUCCUCCGUCUUGAGGUCGUACUGUGCCGGCGGUGACCCAGUCUGCGCUGGUGGAGAUGACGUAGCUCAGCAUCUGAACUACUUCGAGCUCUACACCGAGGAGGCAUCAAACUGGAUCGUGAGCAAGCUGACACCUCUCCUGGUCAAUCCCUCAUCGGCCGCGCCUGUCAGCUCAGCUACUCCUACCCCUACCCCUGAGGUCUCCUCAACUGCCGCACCGGUCGAGACCUCAAGCACAGUUGUGGUACCAGCCUCCUCCGAGGCCUUGACUGUCAGCAAGGAAGCUGUUACCACCACCAUGAUGAAGCCAUCUACCAUGAUCUCUUCAUACAUCCCUGUCACCACUGCGAACGCUACUUCCACCGCAACUUCCGAGGCGGCUACCGCAUACCCUAUCACCAUCCCUCACAAGCACCUCAACACCACCGUCCCGUACGGCAACUCUACCAUGCAUGCCUCCAGCACUCUCAUGACCUCUGAGAAGCCCUACGAGACUACCUACCUGCCUGUCGAGCCCUCUCACGCGCCUGUUGAAGAGUCGCAUGCUCCCGCUCCCGCUCCCGUCACCACCAUGGCACCAGAGCACUCCGCUGCUGCUGCUGCUUGCCCACCAGCCACCGUCUACGAGACCGUCACAGAAGUUACGUACAUGUACGUAUAA
Molecule: messenger RNA, 1245 nt
Organism: Alternaria incomplexa
Lineage: Eukaryota; Fungi; Ascomycota; Dothideomycetes; Pleosporales; Pleosporaceae
Exons: 1
Coding region: 1-1245 (414 amino acids)
Molecular function (GO): hydrolase activity
Source: RefSeq, a predicted model, not a curated record